Messenger RNA from Rubroshorea leprosula, 1149 nucleotides. Lineage: Eukaryota; Viridiplantae; Streptophyta; Magnoliopsida; Malvales; Dipterocarpaceae. The record is from the annotation of a GenBank genome assembly.
UUAUAACUCUCACCACUUUAUGGAGAAAAACAGUGUUACAUUGCAAAUUUUUAACUUCAAUCCAAUCAAUAUAUCUUUAGAUUUUCUAAGCAAUAAUAGUUUUUCUUUAGUAAUUUUGAUGAAUAUCUCAUACACACCUUACUGGAUUCUCUGGUUUAUAUACUUUCACCACCAGCAGCCCCUGAAUUUGCCAGUCAUGAUAAGGGAUUAACGGAGCAACAAUGUGACCAGCUGAUUGCGGAUGCACUUAAAAUGGUACCGCUUCCAACAAUGCUGUCAGGCCCACCUGACGCGUCUUAUUCCAUGGAUCAAUUUGGUACACUGCCUGCAUCUGGAACACAAUUGCCGGAGAAUCAAAUGCCAGCUGGAAUUCAGCCAUUGAUCCAGGAACAAUUGGAUCCAGCUGCAGAAAAGCUUAAGAGACAAAGAGCAAGUGAUCGAAAAUACCGCCAAAAGGAAAAGGAAAAGGAACUGAAACUCAUAGAUGAAAAUGAGGUAAACGGUCGGCUACUGAAUGCACUUAGAGCUCAAAUACAAACACUGGGGGAUCAAUUGCAGAAGGCGCAACAGCAGGUGGAGAAAAACACCAAAGUUGAGGCUGAAAAAGAGUAUUGGAAGAAACAGUAUCUUCUGUUGAGUGAAAGUUCUAAAAAGAAUUCAAGGAAAGAGAAUCAGCUGCUUCCAAAAGUGAAGGCCAUGAGGAAACAAAUUAAAAAACUUGGGAAAACAAUGCAUUGAGAAACCAAAGAAGAAACUGAAGAAACAGGUCAUGAUGGCAGAAACUGCAGAAGAAACUAAAAAUGAUAAUUGAAUGUCUACGUUGCUUGAUUUGGUUGGGCUAUCAUUAGCUUGAGGUUUCCAACUUUAUUGGUUACGAAGAGACAUUCAAUUUGAGAAUCAUCUGAGAGGUGUUAUUGAGUUCUAUGUUUAGACAACAUGGUUUUCUGGAUAUGAUUUCUAGUUUGUGUGGAUUUUUAUUGUAUUGAGGAGUGGUUGAGUUCGACAUUUAGACUGCAUGGUUUACUGCAUAUGGUUUCAACUCUCUGUGCUUUGUUAUUUUGAUAAUCUGAGUGGAUGUUGAACUUUGAGAUAGGUGGUGAUGCUAUGAUUUUAAGGAUAUUGGGAAACUUAUAAAUGUUGGAACAUUUU